AUGUGCACUCAAGUCAGGGCGCUGGCCAGGGGAUUGCAGGUCUGCGACUUUUGUGGGAAGUGCGGUCUGCUCCCCGACACUCUGUUUCACAGGCUCUGGGCGCGCGUCGCCACCCAGGAGGAAAAGCUUCAGGAGGUUAAGGAGGAGGUCGCCGAUGAGGCGCUCGAGGCCCUCAAUCAGAGCUCACCUGAUCUUACCGCGUCCAAGAUCGACGUGGCUUCGGCGCGGUCGGCGGCGCUCAAAGAGGACGUCAAGGAGCUGCAGGCCAACCUGGCCACGCUGGCGAAGGAGCAGGCCGAGAUGGACAAGAUGCGCUCCUCCGCCCACGCGAACUACCUCCAGGCCAAGUCCGACCUCGAGGCCGGCCUCCAGGGCGUGCGCCAGGCGCUGAGCGUGCUGCGCGAGUACUACGGCGGCAGCGGCGCCGCGAUGAUCCAGGGCAGCAUCGGCGACGCGAUGUCUCAGCCCGCCAAGCCUGAGUACCACACGGCUGCCUCGGGCGCCGGUUCGGGCAUCAUCGGAUUGCUGGAGGUCGUCGAAUCGGACUUCGCCAGCGGCCUCGCCUCCGAGGAGACGACGGAGUCCGACGCGCAGACGCAGUACGAGAAGGUGUCACAGGAGAACGCCAUCACCAGGACCACCAUGAAUCAGGACGUGACCUACAAGACGAAGGAGUUCAAGGGCUUGGACAAGGAAUUAUCGGAGUUGGUCUCCGACCGUGAGACGACGAACACCGAACUGGAGGCCGUCCUCGAGUAUUACUCCAAGAUCAAGGAGCGCUGCAUCGCCAAGCCGGAGACGUACGAGGAACGCAAAAGGAGGCGCGAGGCGGAGAUCCAAGGCUUGAAGGAGGCCCUGGACAUCCUCGAGUCGGAGACGGCAUUCACCCAGCGCACCAGGAGGGCUGGCCAGCGCGGUAUCUUCCUCGGCCUCAGCAAGUAAGCGCAGCCGCAGCCUGAGCAUCUCGGCUCCGGCACCGACGCCGUGGGCAGGGUUUGCCGAGGCGACAGCGGCGGACGCAGAAAGAAGCC
Messenger RNA from Prorocentrum cordatum, 1031 nucleotides. Lineage: Eukaryota; Dinophyceae; Prorocentrales; Prorocentraceae. The record is from the annotation of a GenBank genome assembly.